Molecule: messenger RNA, 4937 nt
Organism: Planococcus citri (citrus mealybug)
Lineage: Eukaryota; Metazoa; Arthropoda; Insecta; Hemiptera; Pseudococcidae
Gene: Usp7
Product: Ubiquitin-specific protease 7
Exons: 23
Coding region: 262-3654 (1130 amino acids)
Biological process (GO): protein deubiquitination; regulation of protein stability
Cellular component (GO): cytosol; nucleus
Molecular function (GO): cysteine-type deubiquitinase activity; protein binding
Source: RefSeq, a predicted model, not a curated record
AAUUAUGGCGUUGGCCUAGUCUGUUUUUUACUGGAUGUAAUAGUUGCGUAGAAAAUUGUGUUUUGUUUCGCCAGCCAUUUUGAGAAUAUUUAUUUUUAAAUAACGAAAUAAUGAAUGUCGAUUAAUAAUUUCACGUAUAAUUGAAAAUUCGCGUACGUUAAUGAACGUUAGCUUAAUGAACAAACGUUCUCCCCCAGGCAUAGGGGAGUGAAAAAGUCUGCAGACAUUGGGCGUACAGUGAGUAAACCAAUAAAAUUAACCAUGUCCGGUAAGAAUAUAUAUCCCUCGCUCGAUCAGUUGAAAAAUAAGAAGAAAAAUAUACUAGAAGAGCAACCCUACAACGAGAUGAACCACAUAACUAAUGUCGAUUCUAAUAACGAUAUCGAAGAAAUGGACACCCAAGAUGUAGAGCCUCCCGAAUCCGGAGAAGAUAUUUUGUCUCAAUUUAACGACAACAUGCUGAGUAACACGUCGAUGAACGGCGAACUACAAGAUGACGCUGUCACUCCAAUGGAGUCCGAUAUGCCCGAGGAUGACGCCAGAUCUAAGGCUACGUUCGACUUCGUCGUCGAGAAUUUCAGCCGGAUUAAAGACGCUGUGUUAUCUCAACCUUGCAUGAUCCGUAAUUUACCGUGGAAAAUAAUGGUCAUGCAAAGACCUGGGAAUACGGCCGAUCGAUCGUCGUCCAAAAGUCUCGGUUUCUUUUUACAAUGCAACGGAGAAUCGGAAAGCUCAUCUUGGAGCUGUUUCGCCAACGCGCAACUCAUCAUAUUGUCGCAGAAAGAAGGCGUCGAAGAAUUCUCCAGAAAAAUUCAGCAUUUAUUUUACUCGAAGGAGAACGAUUGGGGAUUUAGUCAUUUUAUGUCGUGGAAUGAUGUUAUGAAUCCGGAACGUGGUUACAUCAAAGACGAUACUAUUAUUUUACGCGCUGUCGUAACCGCCGAUGCUCCUCACGGUGUCAGCUGGGAUUCGAAAAAGCAUACCGGAUAUGUGGGUUUGAAGAAUCAAGGCGCCACUUGCUACAUGAAUUCGCUCCUUCAAACGUUAUACUUCACUAAUCAAUUGAGAAAGGCUGUAUAUAAAAUGCCUACGGAGAGCGACGACAGCAGCAAGAGUGUCGCUUUGGCUUUACAGAGGGUGUUUUACGACUUGCAAUUCAGCGAUAAGCCGGUCGGUACGAAGAGGUUGACGAAAUCGUUCGGAUGGGAAGCGUUGGACUCGUUUAUGCAACACGAUGUACAGGAAUUUCUCAGAGUUUUACUCGAUAAAUUGGAGAAUAAAAUGAAAGGGACCUGCGUCGAAGGUACUGUACCGAAAUUAUUCGAAGGAAAAAUGGAAUCGUUUAUCAAGUGCAAGAACGUCAACUACGAGUCGAAAAGAUCAGAAACCUUCUACGAUAUCCAACUGAACGUGAAAGGAAAAAAGAACAUCGAUGAAUCUUUCCGUGACUACGUCACGACCGAAAUCCUCGAAGGAGAUAACAAAUACGACGCCGGAGAAUACGGUUUACAAGAUGCCGAAAAAGGUGUCAUUUUCGAAUCGUUUCCGCCCGUUUUGCACCUUCAUCUGAUGCGUUUUCAGUACGAUCCUAUUACCGAUUGCUGCGUCAAAUUCAACGACAGAUUUGAAUUUUACGAGAAAAUAAGUCUGAAUCAGUAUCUGCAAUGCGCCGGCAAUACCCCAGCUAACUACACGUUGCACGCAGUCUUGGUUCAUAGCGGUGACAAUCACGGCGGUCAUUACGUCGUGUUUAUUAAUCCUAAAGGCGAUGGAAAGUGGUGUAAAUUUGACGACGAUGUUGUAUCGAGAUGUUCGAAACAAGAAGCAAUCGAGUAUAAUUACGGAGGACAAGAUGAAGAAUUGACGAUGACCGUUAAACACUGCACUAAUGCCUACAUGUUGGUGUAUAUACGCGAUUCCGAGUUGAAAAACGUCCUGCAAGAAGUCACUAACGAUGAUAUUCCGGCUGAGUUGGAAGCUAGACUCCAAGAAGAACGUAGAAUCGAGCAAUUUAGACGUAAAGAACGUAACGAAUCGCAUUUAUACACGACAAUGAACGUAUUUUUAGAAGAUUGUUUCGACGGUCAUCAAGGUCCCGAUCUAUUCGAUCAGGAGCAAACGCAGGUGCGAGUCUUCAAAGUGAAGAAAACCAACACAGUCGAUCAAAUAGUGGAAACUUUAUCGCAAUCUUUCAAUUGUCCGAUGGAACAACUAAGAAUAUGGCCAUUCGCUGUACGACCCAAUCAGACGUAUAGACCGAUACAUUUCGAUAUUAUUUCCGAAAUGAGUAAACAAAUCGGCGAUAUUACUGAUAAUCAUCCGUGGAGUAUAUUCUUGGAAAUCAUACCGUUAGAUAUUGGCAUGAAUAUGCUUCCUACCUUCGAUAGCGAAUCGGAAGUUUUAGUAUUUUUCAAAUUAUACGAUCCGAAAGUGCGAAAGAUUUAUUAUUGCGGACAUCACUACGUUCAAUCCGGGUCUACGUUCAAUGAUUUAGUACCGAUUUUAAACGAACGUGCCGGAUAUUCUCCUAAUACCAGAUUAUUGUUAUACGAAGAAGUCAGAGCCCAUGUAGUACAAGAAAUCAACACUUAUAACGAACCUUUGGAAAAGGUAUUAGAAGAAUUAGCGGACGGUGACAUCUUCGUUUUUCAAAAAGAUGACGCUUCGACUGCUGAUUUACCGAAUUGUAAAGAACAUUUUAGAGAUUUGAUGAACAGGGUAGAGAUAGCUUUCUGUGAUAAGAAUAUUCCGAACGAUACUGGUUUCAUUUUAGAACUAUCAUUGAAUACUAAGUACGAAAAAAUGGUCGAAGCUGUCGCAGAAAGAGUCGGUAUUGAUAAGCAUAGAAUUCAGAUCUUCAAAUGUCAAAGCGGCAGUGUCAAAGAAAUUUACGGACAUCCUAUUGCUUAUGCUUUCGACGGCGUCGUUAAAGAUUUAGUUAGCAUCACUCCGAAUAAGAAAACCGUUAAGAAGCUAUUUUAUCAAACGUUGGCCAUGCCUUUGCACGAGCUCGAAAAUAAGAAACCUUUCAAGGUUUUGUGGAUUGGUCCUAAACUCAAAGAAGAAAAGGAAAUCACCUUGUAUCCUAAUAAAAACGGCACCGUUGCUGAUUUACUAGAAGAGGCGAAAAAUGUCGUCGAUUUGGCUGCGGACGGGUCCGGUAAACUAAGAAUACUUGAGUUGAGCUCUAGCAGAUUAACCCAAGGUCCAGACGAACACACGCCCCUGGAAGCGUUACCUGUACAGAAAUCCUACAGAAUAGAAGAAAUACCGAAGGACGAAGUUAACUUAGCCAACGAUGAGAUGCUUAUUCCUGUAGCACAUUUUCAAAAAGAUGUAUAUACUACGUUCGGUACUCCAUUUUUACUUAAAAUUAAAGAUAAAGAACCAUUUUCCGAAGUUAGAGAACGAAUUUUCCAGAAAUUAGGAGUUACUGAAAAAGAAUUCGAAAAAUAUAAGUUCGCUCUUGUCAUCACAGGCAGACCAAGAUUCCUAUCAGAUAAUAUGGACACGGUUAUCAACUUCCAAGAAUUUCGUAGUAACACGUCAGUUUCUCUAUUACACAAACCAUGGCUCGGUUUAGAACACACAAAUAAGGCUCCUAAACGAAGUAGAUAUAAUUAUUUAGAAAAGGCGAUUAAAAUAUAUAAUUAAUGUUUUUCUUCUUCUGUAUUCGAUAAGUUUUAUCUUCUUUUCUAAAUAAAUAAAACAAAAAAACAAAACAAGCAACCUUACGCGGUGGUAUUGAAAGUAGGAUAUUUCGCGGAUAUAGGCCGACCAUCGAUGAUGCGUGUUCGUGUGUGACAAAAAUGAAAAAAAAUCUAUACAAAUUCAAUCCAUUUUUUCACGCGUUCGCGUACUCGCUAAUCGUAUGUAAUUUUGUCUAGGGUGUUUUUUUAAUUGAUCGUUUAAUAAAAUUUAUUUUUUCUUCGAUGAUGAUGAUGAUGAUGAUUUGUGAAAUUUUGUAGAUGUGUUCGCGCGGUUUUAUUAUACACUCGGGUGUAAUUCAGUGCUAAUCGAUUUUCAAAGCCAAGGUUUUAAUUUUUCAAUAGUUUUAUAAUAUUUAUUAACAUUAUUAUAUUUAUCAAGUUUAUUUGUUAAUGAAUAUGUAUAUUUUUGAAGUAUAAUUUCGGAUUUUUGUAUAGUAAUAUUAUCAUUAUCCACGCGUUUAAUAUUUUAAAAAAAAAAAUGUUCUCUCUUUCUUUUUCAUUUCGUCGUCGUCGUCGUCGUUGUCGAUUUGUUGUGUGGAUUUCGUCUGGUAUAUUUUUAUAUAUACAACGUAAACAUUACUAUACUAUAAAGACGAUCUUGUAAUUUUUUAUUCGCAUUAAACUUAUUGCUGUUUGAGAAAUUGAUUUUUUUUUCUUCUUUUUUUUUUUAAUAAUUCGUAAUGUUGUGUAAAUUGAAUUGUUUUGUGUUAAAUUUUGGACGUUGUACGAUUUAAAGUUAUAUAAUUAAACCGCUUGCAAACGAACGAUCGUGAUAUGUUGUUAAUGUAUUUAUAUAGAAACGCUGUUGAUGUAGCUAAAUAAAUUUUAAGUUUACGUGUUUAAAAUUCGUAUAAUGUAAAAUAUUUAUUCGAAUGAAACCCUCGCCUUGAAAGCGUCUUCUCGAGAUGCUGCUUUAGGGAGGGGUAUUUAGAGUUAACAAAGAAGAAGAUGAGAAAGGAGAAAAAUUAUAUACGAAAUCGUGAUCAUUAUAAUACAUAGACAAAAACACGCUACACUCGCAACAAUUUUAACUUAACGGUUUUUAGAACACUAAUCAUUUUCUAACGAAAUGUUUCUGAUGAACGCUGUCCAAACUUUCCAAUGAUUCGGCUGUUAGAAUACCAUUGGAGAGGCCUAUUGUGGCAGUCUAUAAGAGAUCGGGUAUCAUUAAGAUGUUAUAUAUUGUGUCGAGAAACGGUUCGAAUAAACGAUUGAUUUUUUUUCUUA